AUGACUUUUCGUGAGCUAUUGAAGUCUUGUAUAAAAAGAAAAUGGAUGUUAUCGAGCAAUUGUUUUUACCCUGAUAAAAGAUUACAGUCGGUCGAAAAAGGCAUUGACAAAUUUGGAGAAAUAAAAAAUAUUAUUACAUCUCUGACAAGUAGAGUUAUUACAAACGAAAAAGGCUUACAAACAUGUCAAGGCAAAAUAACCGAACUUGAAAACAACAUACAAGGAGUAGGAAAUUUAUUCGAUAACCUAAAAUCUCAAUGUGAUAAAAACAAGAGCCUCAAUGACAAGAAUUCCAGUGAAAUUGACAAAACCAAAUCAAGCAUAAAUAAGGUUUCCAAAGACAUUUCUGAAAUAAAGUCACAAUGUAGAACUUCCACUGAAUGUAACUGCCAAGAUGAACUAGAGAAUCUCAAGGAAAGAGUGCUUGACUUAUCUUGUCGGUCUAUGAAGAACAAUCUCAUCUUUACUGGUCUUUAUGGAAUAAGAGAUGAAAACACCGAAGAACUUCUCCGAGGUUUCCUCCAUACUGAAAUUGGUAUUGAUUACCAAAUUGAAUUUGGUAAUGUCCAUCGUUUUGGACGAAGUCAGCGUUGUAUGAGACCAAUCGUCGCACGAUUUCUAUAUCAAGCCGAUUUGCAGUAUGUACUAGAAAAUGCUUACAGGUUACACAAUACUAGGUAUGGUAUCAAACAGCAGUUUCCGAAAGAAAUAGAAGACAGAAGGAAAAAAUUGUAUCCAAUCAUGAAGGAAGCAAAGUACAAUAGAAGAAAUGUGAAACUUGUUCGCGACCGACUCUAUAUCGACAAUGAACUGUACGAGAUACAUGAUGACAUCGACACAUUUGAUCGCCAAGUACACCCAGAAGAACGUAACGAUACCACACCUGGAAACGAACACUCGACGCCAAACUCACAAGGAGAUCGCAGAUCCACAAAACGGCCUCGCACGAGCUCAACCCCUUCAAGAUGUGGGCAACAAUAUAAUGUUAUAAACUUAUGUACUAAUGAUUAUAAUACAAUAGAUAUAACACCUAGUAAUAUACCUGUAGGGGGUAAUACAUGUACUGAUGAAAUAUAUGAUCAGAUUAAUAUGAUAUUUCAUGUAAAUGUUGAGAUUGAAAAUGCAAAUAUUUUAGAUGAUGAGAAUCCAAAUGCUCCUAGCAGUGAAUCUUUAUAUCAGUCUCAGGCAAAAGCCACAAAUAUUCAAAACAUAAAUAUCAUUUACAUUAAUUGUUGUGGAUUAAAACAUAAGUUACAAUACCCAGAAUUCGAAACUUUAUUACAAAAACAUGAAAUUUUAUGCUUUGUUGAGUCCAAAACUGACGAUAUGGAUGGAAUUUGUAUACCGGGAUAUAAGAUAAAAGCAAAAAAUAGACGUAAGAUAUCUAGAGUGAAAUCCGGUGGUAUUGUACUCGGGUUUAGGGAAAAUAUUUCUGACUGUAUUCAAGUAAUUGAGACAAAUAGUAAAUUUGUUCUGUGGUGUAAGAUUUCAAGAUUAUUUAAAGAUGGGGUUGUUAUUCUCGGUGUUGUGUACAUACCACCAGAAUACACUGCUUAUUCGUCACCUGAUGCUUUCGGUGAAAUUGAAAGCGAGUACCUAGAACUCUCAUCCAAAUAUGACAAUAUAUUUAUGGUCGGGGAUUUUAACGCCCGCACGGCCAGUGAGAAAGAUUAUAUUUUUAUUGACGAAAAUGAUAAAAGUAAUGAGUUAGAAUGUGUAUCUUUUAAUGAUGUAUGUAACCUUAACCUUUUUAAUAUACCUAUAGAUCGUAAUAGUAUGGACAAAGGAAAAAACCGUUACGGUAAUCAAUUACUUGAGUUAUGUAAAUGUAACAGUUUAUUUAUUAUGAAUGGAAGACUAGCUACUGAUAUAGCUGGAAAAUUUACCUGUAGAAAUGCAAGUGUAGUAGACUACUGCUUAUUAAAUGUUAAUUUGGAAAGUAUUAAUGAUGACAUGAUACACUCUUUUGUGGAUGAGAUCGGAUUAAUCCUAAUAGAAUCCGCAAGGGAAACUUUAGGAACAAGAUCAGACAAGCCGAAAAAACGAGCAUACAAAAUCAAGGGAGAUAAACCUUGGUUUAACCUUGAGUGUAAAUUUGAGAGACAGAAUUAUAGGAAAUUUAAGCGCAAGCUUAAGGCGAGGCCUUCGCCUUUAUUAUCUAAUAAAGUAAAAGAAUCUGAGAAAAGAUAUAAAAAGGUCAUGGACAAGGCUAUUAAAAAACAUAAAAAAGAUAUGGCUCGAAAAUUAAAAAAUCUUAGAUCUCAAAACACCAAAGAGUAUUGGAAAAUUUUGAACCAACGCGAACAUUCAAAACAACCGAAUAUUGAUUUUGAGGAUUUACUCAACUUUUUCAAAGAGCUAAACUCAGGUAACUCAGAUCCAAUUGACUUGCCAACAAAUGAUACAAAUUUGAUGAGUGAACUGAAUGAUAAUUUGAAUAGUCCAAUUACGAAAGAAGAAAUAUUAAAAUGUAUUAAGAAUUUAAAAAAUAACAAAGCUUGUGGUGAUGAUAUGAUUAUUAACGAAUAUAUUAAGACUUCUGGUGAUUUUUUUAUUGAUGUUUAUGCUGCAUUGUUUAACCUGAUUUUUAGAACUGGAAUAGUACCAGUAUCUUGGGUGAUUGGAACGAUUAAGCCAUUUUAUAAAAACAAAGGCAAUAAGUUUGAUCCUAAAAACUAUAGACCCAUUACUAUUGUAAGUUGUAUGGGUAAAUUAUUUACAGCUAUUUUAAGUAAUAGACUUGCAAAAUUCUCUGAUGAAGUUUUACUACUCAAUGAAAAUCAGUGUGGAUUUCGAAAUGGUUACUCAACUUGUGAUUGUAUCUUUACAUUACACUCUUUUUUUGAAAUUUUGAAAUUAAAAAAGAAAAAAAUGUUCUGUGCUUUUGUCGAUUUUGAGAAAGCAUUUGACACAGUGACUAGAGAUGCUUUAUGGUAUAAGAUGUUAGUAAAUAAUAUUAAUGGUUAUAUGUAUAAGAUUAUUCAUAACAUGUAUGCUGAUAUAAAAUCAUGCCUGUCAUACAAUGGUGAAAAAUCUGAUUAUUUUCCAAGUAACAUUGGUCUACGCCAAGGGGAGAAUUUAUCCCCUUUUCUUUUUUCGCUUUUUUUGAACGAUUUGGAAGAUUACUUUUGUAAAGGGAAUUUGAUAGGCUUAAAAACUAUAUCAGAUGCCCUAGAAGACGAACUAGAUAUAUAUGUUAAACUGUUUGCAAUUCUUUACGCAGACGAUAUUGUAUUAAUGGCUGAAUCAGCCACAGAACUUAAUUUGUUAUUAGAAAAAUUCGAAUCAUAUUGUGAUGUUUGGAAAAUGAAAGUCAAUGUAGAUAAGACUAAAAUCAUGAUUUUUUGCAAUGGUAGACAACCUGCUGAUCUGAAAUUUAAUUAUGGUAAUACUGAUUUAGAAAUUGUAAAUGAGUUUAAUUAUCUUGGGAUUUAUUUCUCAAAAAAUGGCUCAUUUAAAGCAAACAAGAAGCAUCUCGCAGAAAAGGCGACGAGAGCCAUGUAUGAAGUUAUCAAAAAGGGGAGAAAGCAUGGCUUAUCCAUAAGCUGUCAAUUAGAUUUAUUUGAUAAAUUGGUUAAACCUGUUUUACUUUAUGGCUGUGAAAUUUGGGGAUUUGGAAAUAAUGAUAUAUUAGAAAGGGUUCAUUUGAAAUUUUGUAAACUUCUACUACAUCUUAAAUCUUCUACCCCGAAUUGUGUUAUAUAUGGAGAACUAGGACGUUAUCCUAUUAGUUUAGAUAUCAAGGUUCGCAUGAUUUCAUACUGGGCGAAACUGAUUUUUAGCAAACCCAGUAAAUUAUCAGCAAUUGCAUACAAAUUAAUGUUUAGUUUAUAUCAUGGAAAUAAUGUUAAACUUUAUUGGAUGAAAUGUAUAGAAUUUAUCCUUAAUGAAACUGGUUUAUCUUAUGUAUGGUUAUCUCAAACUUGUGUAAAUGAAAUUUGGUUAAAGACUGUUGUAAGAACAUCUCUCCAAGAUCAAUUUAAACAAACAUGGUACUCAGAUAUUCAAACGAGCUCAAAAACAUUAAAUUAUCGCCUUUUUAAGGAACUUUUCGGAUUCGAAAAGUAUUUAGACAUUUUGGAACCCCGUGAUAUUUAUACUUUGUGUCAAUUUAGACUCAUUAACCACAGAUUACCUAUAGAAAGUGGAAGAUGGAAAAAAAUUCAGAGAGAUAAAAGAAUAUGCGAACUAUGUGACUUAAAAGAUCUUGGAGAUGAAUUCCACUAUGUAAUGAAGUGUUAUUAA
Messenger RNA from Mytilus trossulus (common blue mussel), 4245 nucleotides. RefSeq lists its product as uncharacterized. The transcript is spliced from 4 exons. The coding region runs from base 1 to 4245 and encodes 1414 amino acids. NCBI's taxonomy places the organism in Eukaryota, Metazoa, Mollusca, Bivalvia, Mytilida, Mytilidae. The record is from RefSeq and is a predicted model, not a curated record.